This is a messenger RNA of Sphaeramia orbicularis (orbiculate cardinalfish), 1207 nucleotides long. Its product is annotated as pentraxin fusion protein-like. Lineage: Eukaryota; Metazoa; Chordata; Actinopteri; Kurtiformes; Apogonidae. Bases 134 to 826 code for a protein of 230 amino acids. The record is from RefSeq and is a predicted model, not a curated record. The transcript has 3 exons.
CACACACCGAGCCUAUUGUCACAAUGUCCACUGGAGAACAGCUGACGUCGUGGCCGGUGUCAGGAGGGAAGAGGACUGAGCACGGGACAGCAAGAGGGGUUGACUUAGCAACACCAAGAGAAACAACAACAAAAUGGUUGUCAACACACAGAGAUCUGUUCUGCUUCUUCUGCUCAGUGUCUUUGGCUUCGGUUUGAGUCUCUCCGCUACGCAAGUGGGUCUAGAGGACAAAGUCCUGGUCUUCCCCUAUGAAACCGACUUCAGCUACGUGGCCCUGAUCCCACAGAAGGAGAUGGCGCUGAAGGCCUUCACCCUGUGCAUGCGUGUUGCCACCGAGCUGCCAGAAGAACGUCAGAUCAUCCUCUUCGCCUACCGCACGGCCGACUACGACGAGCUCAACGUAUGGCGUGAGAAGGACGGCCGCGUCUCCUUCUACAUGAGCGGUGACGGUUCCUUCUUCCACUUGCCACCUCUCACCACCUUCAGGACCAGCCUCUGCCUCACCUGGGAGUCUCGGACCGGCCUCGCUGCCUUCUGGGUAGAGGGUAAACGCAGCACGUACCAGGUCUACAAACCGGGGCACACCAUCCGCCCCAAAGGUACCGUUCUCCUGGGGCAGGACCCAGAUAAGCACCUGGGUGGUUUGGAGGCCGUGCAGAGCUUUGUUGGAGAGGUGACUGACCUGAAUAUGUGGGACUUUGUGCUCUCCAGGAGCAUGAUCCAGGCCUGGCACUAUGGACACAAAGUCCCUAAAGGCAACAUCUUUGACUGGGCCACUAUUGACUAUGAGCUGAGCGGGAACGUCAUGGUGGUCGACGAUGACUGACGUGGACUGGAGUCCCACGCAAGGAGGGAUGAGGCUGUAGAGAUGUGUGUUGGACUGAUACUGAUCUGUCUCAUCGUCUUUCUUAGAUUCAGUGUUGUUUUCUGUUGAGACCCUUUAACUUAAACUUGAACUCAUGAAAACAGGAAUGCUUUGGGACUCCGAAGGCCAAUAUCUAAUCUGAGAUACCACCUUCCUCAAACUUAAAGUUGUAGCACUUUAGUGUUUUAGCAUCAUUGGGCAAAAAUUCUAUAAUUCCCUGCACCUACUUCUUACCUGUGUUUUAGGCUGUAGAAAAUCUACCCUGUGACCAGUGUUGGGAGUAAUGUGUUACAAAAGUAAUGCAUUAUAGUAACUGAUUACUUUUUGCAUAACACAGUAGUG